GCUUUGGGAAUUCAACACGUCAUACAGAAGAUCUUAGUCGAGCUGCGAACAUAGGUGUGAUCAUUCUCAAGGUUAUAUCAAGUUUUCGAUUCGACUGUUUUGGAAAUUGUCUUCGAUCUGAUUCACAAUCAAAAUGUUUAAGUUCACGAUUGCUUUGCUUAUGUGCAUGGUAAUGCUCACCCAUGGCUUGCCCCUAAAUAAGAUUGUCGUGGAAGACGCUAAGCCAGAGGAACCAGCUAAGGAGGUCGAACAGCCACAACAGGAGGAAGAUCAAGAAAAAGAUGAACCAGCUCCUGAGGUAGAGGAGGAUGACAAGCCUGAAGAUAAUGAAGCCAACAACGAAGAAGAAGAUGCCCCAGAGCAAARCGAAGAUGCCCCCUUGACAGAAGAGACCAGUGAAGAUGAAGCACCGGCUACUCCUGAAGAGGACGAGGAUGAGAUCCCAGAGUUGGAGGACAGCGAGGAAGACGAGGAGAACGAAGACUUGCCUGAAGAAGCCUCCGAGGAUGAAAAUGAAGAGAAUGCCAAAGAUGAACCUGAGGAGACCCCUAAUGAAGAAGAGGCCCCUAAGGAAGAUGAACCUGAGGAGACCCCUAAUGAAGAGGACCCUAAGGAAGAUGAACCUGAGGAGACCCCUAAUGAAGAGGACCCUAAGGAAGAUGAACCUGAGGAGACCCCUAAUGAAGAGGAGGCCCCUAAGGAAGAUGAACCUGAGGAGACUCCAAAGGAAGAGGAGGCCCCUAAGGAAGAUGAACCUGAGGAGACUCCAAAGGAAGAUGCCCCUAAACAAGAUGUACCUGAGGAAACUCAAAAGGAGGAAGCUCCUGAACAAGAGGAAGCAAAAAAAGAAGCUUCUUCUGAAGAAGAAAAAAUUGAUGACCUCCUUGGAAAACUAUAAAAAGCUUUAAGUUAAUUAAGAUGUUUCAAGUAAUCAGUGUCACCCAACCGGCCUCAAGGCUUAAAUUAAUAGCUAUUCUUAUGGGUUUUUAAUUACAAUAAGUCUUCAGCCAUUUCCUUACUGUUCAUAAUU
Molecule: messenger RNA, 1030 nt
Organism: Actinia tenebrosa (Australian red waratah sea anemone)
Lineage: Eukaryota; Metazoa; Cnidaria; Anthozoa; Actiniaria; Actiniidae
Source: RefSeq, a predicted model, not a curated record